Agelaius phoeniceus (red-winged blackbird) is the source of this 1113-nucleotide messenger RNA. NCBI's taxonomy places the organism in Eukaryota, Metazoa, Chordata, Aves, Passeriformes, Icteridae. The record is from RefSeq and is a predicted model, not a curated record.
AUGGGGGAGUGGAGUUUCCUGGGAGACUUCCUCGAGAAGGUCCACAAACACUCCACGGUGGUGGGGAAGGUCUGGCUGACCGUGCUCUUCAUCUUCCGGAUGCUGGUGCUGGGAACGGCAGCGGAGUCCUCCUGGGGGGACGAGCAGUCUGACUUCAUGUGCGACACGCAGCAGCCCGGCUGUGAGAAUGUCUGCUACGACAAGGCCUUCCCCAUCUCCCACGUGCGCUUCUGGGUCCUGCAGAUCAUCUUCGUCUCCACCCCGUCCCUGGUGUACAUGGGCCACGCCAUGCACACGGUGCGCAUGGAGGAGAAGAGGAAGAUGAAGGAGGCAGAAAUGGAGGCCCGAGAGAACAAAAAUGGCGGUGACACGUACUACCAGCAGAAAUGCUCCGUGGCAGAGAAGGAGACUAAGCUGUCUGGCUGGGAUGAAGCAGGAGGCCAAAUCAUACUCAGGGGCAGCCUGCUGAACACCUAUGUGUACAGCAUUUUGAUCCGGACCGCCAUGGAAGUGGCCUUCAUUGUGGGGCAGUAUGUCCUGUACGGGAUCUUCCUGGAGACCCUGUACAUCUGCCAGCGGGCACCGUGCCCCCACCCUGUCAACUGCUACGUGUCCCGCCCCACGGAGAAGAACGUCUUCAUCGUCUUCAUGCUGGCUGUGGCAGUGCUCUCCCUCUUCCUCAGCCUGGCCGAGCUGUACCACCUGGGCUGGAAGAAAGCCAAAGAGAGGUGCUCCCGCUCUUACAAAGCCAGCCCCAGCACAGCCCCCGGCAGGCUGGAGUCUGCCCCACAGGCGGAGAGGGCACAGAUGUACACCCCGCCCCCGGAUUUUAACCAGUGCCUGUCGAGUCCCAACGGGAAGUUCAUCAGCCCCUUCAGCAACAAGAUGGCCUCCCAGCAGAACACCGCCAACUUCGCCACCGAGAGGGUCCACGGCCAGGAGGACGCUGCUGGGGAAGGGCCCUUCAUGAAGUCCAGCUACGUGGAGAGUCCAGAGGUGGCCAGUGAGUGUGCAGCACCCGCCUUCCCCGAGAGCUACUUCAAUGAGAAACGCCGGCUCAGCAAGGCCAGCCGUGCCAGCAGCAAGGCGAGGUCGGAUGAUUUGUCUGUGUGA